Astyanax mexicanus (Mexican tetra) is the source of this 2895-nucleotide messenger RNA. RefSeq names its product FA core complex associated protein 100 (gene faap100). NCBI's taxonomy places the organism in Eukaryota, Metazoa, Chordata, Actinopteri, Characiformes, Acestrorhamphidae. Gene Ontology annotation, biological process: interstrand cross-link repair. Gene Ontology annotation, cellular component: Fanconi anaemia nuclear complex; nucleoplasm. Bases 94 to 2592 code for a protein of 832 amino acids. The record is from RefSeq and is a predicted model, not a curated record. The transcript has 9 exons.
AAAGUCUUAAAGUGUCAGAGAGCGAUAUUAAAUGUGCAGUUAUGCGGGCUGUGGACGGGCAGUGGUGAGUAGGUGGUAGGUGGUAGGGGGGUAAUGGAGCGGGUGAGGAGCUCCGUGAGCUGCUGGGCUGAGUUUGGUGAUUUACUCUGUGGAGAAGUUCUUCACUCUGGGACUGAAGUGCUGCUCACCACCGGCUCCAGAGACCUGCUGCUCUUUACUGCUCAACACAAACGGGUUAAGACGAUCCUGCAGUUUGAUUCUCCAGUGACCUCCUUUGCGUUAAGUGAUGAUAAGAGUCACCUUUAUGCUCUUUGCCAGAAUGAUGGACUGUAUUGUACUACUCUCUCCCUGGAAUCCAGCUCUCACUCUCAGACAACACAGAAUUGUGACGACUGUAUUGUGUCCACAGUAUCCAGGGAUUCUCUGGUUGUCGAGGACAGGAAUUUGCAAUCAUUCAUUCUAGUAGAGGGCAUCAUUGUCACAGUCGGUCUGCAAGAGUCCUUUUGGAGUUUUGACUUCUAUGAAGUACCAAACUGUUCAACAAGAGCUAUAGACUAUCGAAAGCGGGCAGGUUUGCAAGUCCCUGCUGUUGCAACAACGAUCCCUCACACUACAGAGGAUGCAAGAGUUUGCUGCAUUUACCCUAGCAAAGACUCUGCAUCUAAGCGAUGCACCCAUCAACAUCAUUUCUAUCUUGAGCCUCUCCUAUUCCGGCUCUUGUUCGGAGUUGAUGCAUCGCUUGCUCAUUCUCCAGUAGUUCUUUGUGGUUUACCUGAUGGACGUCUCUUCUGUUUCCCCCCUCUCCUCCCAUCAUGCGGUGAGCAGAGACCACGGAUCAGGAUGCUCCACAGUCUCGAGCAGUCAGUAACAUUUAUUGGGACUUCUGUCACAGGAGAGCAGGGGCCGCAGUGUCUGGUAGUGGCCGGUCAGAUGGGUCGAAUUCUGCUGAUCAGGGCUAAUAAAGCAAACUCUGAUGGAAAAGCAGCAGAUUACAGUUUCAUUGAGCAGACUGUGCGGGGACCUGUGGUGUGUGCUUGUGUAGAUGGAGAAAACCUAUACUACAGUACCUCUACACACUUGCUGACUGUGCAGCUGAACAGUUCUGCAACAUCACCAUCAUCAUCCUUAUCAGCAGCAAAAGAAAAGCAACCAGAGAGGCGGACUCUUCCCUUUCAGAGUGCUGUUAGUCUGAGUGUGUGCCGAGUGAUCGCACUAGCUGAGCCUCUAAUUACACCAACAGGCUGUGUGCAGUUGCUGGCUUUGUGUCUGAGUGGGAGACUCCUUCAGGUGACAGUUCCUCAAAGGACAGAAAAAGACUCUGCAUCUAAGAUUACUUCAACACAAGUGGGCCAAACAGUGAAAGACCUCUUGGCUGGGAUUGGAAAUGUUUGGGAGAGAGCAUCAUCACUGAAGCACCAGCUGCAGGUGAAUAAUAAUGUGCUCAAGCAUUUGAAUCAAGUCAUCAACAUCUGCAACCUGCUUCUAAAUUCUCAGAAAAAAGACCAAAAAGGUAGCGACUGCAAGCCACCAAUCAGCUGUCAUGGCACAGCUAAGUGGAGUACUCUGCUGCAGAAAGACACUUUAGUUCUUACGUGUUCAUUGGAAAACUCUAGCAAUUCUGCACUGGAGGAAGGUUGGACACUCUGCGUUGAAAUUGAGUCACCCCAUUCCCUCAGAGCUGAGGGCUCUUCUAGAACUUACUCCUUUGCUUUGAAGAAGCUAGACUGGGGUCAGAAAGUUGAUGUGAGUGUACCCCUCGAUGUUGGAGCCGAGCUAUUUCUCCCGGUCAAAAUCCACUGCUUCCUUGUCUUCUCCCUACAGUCAUUACUGCACUCUAAAGAAUCCAGUGGUGACCCAGUAUCUCAGCAUCUAGCAGAUAAAGGCUGCAUUAGUCUCGCUCUGAACACUUUGACUCUGGACUGGAUAGAUUCUUUAAGGAUAGGAGAGCCAGCAUCACAUGGUGUGAUUCCCGAACAAAAUACAGCGUGGGAAGCCACACAUUUCUUCCUCAGCUCUAGGCGGAUUUGCAUGAAGGAACAGCCUAUGCCACAGUCUGGUCCCCAUGUUGUAGCUAUACAGAUAUCCUCAGAGCUUCUAAAGACCUGGCUUGGUUUCCAUGACUGUAGCACUGCAGCACUGUGCAUUUCUGUGCUGAGAUGGCUGAUAUCAGGAACAUCUGAAGCAAAGGGACAAAAUCUUGUUGAGGGUCCAGUGCUGUGUGCCCGUGGGCUGGACGGACAACCAGUCAGAUUGUUGACCAAAGAGGUUAUCCUAAGUGACGUUAACUCUGAAGGACCCCUAUCUGCUGUGGAGGUUCAGAUGGAAAGCUCCUCAAUGUCCGCAGUAUGUGGACUACACCAUGCUGUGCUGCGACGUGUGCAGGGCCUUCUACAAGAUGCUUCAGUGAAAAGUGUGAGCCCUGCACAUUUAAGAGGACAGUAUUUGUGUGAGACCAUUCGACAUGCUGAGUCUCUUUACAAGGACUUGCAGGACUCUCGUGCUUCAGCUGCUUUUGGAGGAGUGAUUAAGACAAGGACUUCACUGUUUCCUCUCUACUUGGAGCUCAGAAAGCACCCACUGCUCAUUCUCUGACUGCAUGAAAAAAGGAAAUUAAAAGUAUAACGGUGAAUUUUCUAAUUUAAUGGAGCAUUUUUGGACAGCCCACUGUAGAAUAUGGUAUAUAUGGUGGGUUCAUUUAAUUUCAGUCUAUGGAGGUAUACAAAAAAGUCCUGCAGAUUUUAGAAUGCUUUGAUUUUAAGCAGUUCAUGGUUUUACUGUUCAAAUGAAUUUCUAAAUAUCAUAAUAAAUAUAUGACAAUGUUCUAAUAUAAUAUAAAUAUAAAUUUGUUUAACAAUUUGUAAUUAAUAGAAUAAACUGACAUACCAUGCUACAUGA